CUCUAUGUGUGCGGUUUUGUUCCACCAAACAGUUGUUGAUAAUUUCGUUUUGAAACAUCUUCACUUCAGUUUGUUCGUUCCUAUUGAUCGUUUGGCAAGUUCCUGUGCACUAUCCUAGCAAAAAUGUCGAAGCCUGCAUACAAAGUUGCCGAUAUCAGUCUGGCCGAAUGGGGACGCAAGGCCAUCAUCAUUGCCGAAAAUGAGAUGCCCGGUCUAAUGGCCUGCCGGAAGAAGUACGGUCCUUCCAAAAUUCUGAAAGGUGCCCGCAUCACUGGUUGCCUUCACAUGACCGUCCAGACGGCUGUACUCAUCGAAACUUUGGUGGAGCUGGGCGCUGAGGUCCAAUGGUCGAGCUGUAAUAUUUUCAGUACCCAGGAUAAUGCCGCAGCUGCUAUUGCUGCCACCGGAGUGCCAGUUUAUGCAUGGAAGGGUGAAACUGAAGAGGAAUACCUGUGGUGCAUUGAACAGACCCUUGUCUUUCCCGAUGGCCAGCCCUUGAAUAUGAUUCUGGAUGAUGGCGGUGAUCUAACCAACUUGGUGCACGAGAAAUUCCCCCAGUAUCUGAAGGGUAUCAAGGGUCUAAGUGAGGAGACGACAACAGGUGUGCACAACUUGUACAAAAUGUUCAAGGAAGGACGCUUGGGUGUGCCGGCAAUUAAUGUGAACGACUCGGUGACAAAGAGCAAGUUCGACAAUCUCUAUGGAUGUCGCGAGUCUCUGAUCGAUGGCAUUAAACGGGCCACCGAUGUGAUGAUCGCUGGCAAAGUGUGCUGUGUCGCCGGCUACGGUGAUGUUGGCAAGGGUUGCGCCCAGGCACUGAAGGGCUUCGGCGGUCGUGUGAUAGUCACCGAAAUCGAUCCCAUCAAUGCUCUACAGGCAGCCAUGGAGGGCUAUGAAGUAACCACCAUGGAGGAGGCCAGCAAGGAGGCCUCAAUCUAUGUGACCACCACCGGUUGUCGGGACAUCAUCACAUCAGAGCAUUUACUUCAGAUGCCCGACGAUUCGAUUGUGUGCAAUAUUGGGCAUUUUGACUGCGAAAUCGAUGUCGAUUGGCUCAACGCGAAUGCCAAGGUGAAGGUGAAUGUAAAGCCCCAAGUGGAUCGCUACACCAUGCCAAAUGGUCGUCACAUUAUCGUUUUGGCCGAAGGACGUCUGGUCAAUUUGGGCUGUGCCCAUGGACAUCCCAGUUUUGUUAUGUCCAACUCCUUUACCAAUCAGGUUCUGGCCCAAAUUGAACUAUUUACCAAAUCCGAUCAAUAUACGGUCGGAGUGCAUGUUCUGCCCAAAUUGCUUGACGAGGAGGUGGCUAGUCUGCAUCUAGAAAAACUGGGUGUCAAGCUAACCAAAUUGACAGAGAAACAGGCCGCCUAUCUGGGUGUACCACAGACCGGACCCUUCAAGCCCGAUCACUACAGAUACUAAUAUAAUUUCUAAAAACAUUGUUACAUAUACACUUACAUACAUACAUACAUACUAUCUGUGUUUUUUCCCCCAACUAAGCUCCAAUAAAAUUCUAAUUCUAUAUAAGCAACUCACGUACCAAUUCUCUCCCUGAUAAAGAGGGGCAAGAGAGUGGGGAGAGAGUGCAAACAACAAAAUA
This is a messenger RNA of Drosophila willistoni, 1600 nucleotides long. It is a transcript of the gene Ahcy, whose product is annotated as adenosylhomocysteinase. Lineage: Eukaryota; Metazoa; Arthropoda; Insecta; Diptera; Drosophilidae. The transcript has 3 exons. Gene Ontology annotation, biological process: L-methionine cycle. Gene Ontology annotation, cellular component: cytosol. The coding region runs from base 124 to 1422 and encodes 432 amino acids. The record is from RefSeq and is a predicted model, not a curated record. Gene Ontology annotation, molecular function: adenosylhomocysteinase activity.